Molecule: messenger RNA, 2588 nt
Organism: Neopelma chrysocephalum (saffron-crested tyrant-manakin)
Lineage: Eukaryota; Metazoa; Chordata; Aves; Passeriformes; Pipridae
Gene: CARNS1
Product: carnosine synthase 1
Biological process (GO): carnosine biosynthetic process
Molecular function (GO): metal ion binding; ATP hydrolysis activity; carnosine synthase activity
Source: RefSeq, a predicted model, not a curated record
GAUUUGGCCCGCUGGACAUGACCGUUUGCAUCCUGGGCUCCCCCACCGCCUUCCUGCCCGUCCUGCUGGAGGGUGGCACCCGCUGCCCAGGUGCCAUGGUGCUGUGCCUGUCACCCACCUGGGCCAGCCGGGUGCCGUCGGAGUCGUGUCCCGGUGCUUGGUCCCUGCUGCUCUCCCAGGGUGUCUCCUUCAAGGUGGGGGGUCACAGCGCCCUGGAGACCUUCGUGCCCCCCCGCCGUGCCAACUACGUGACGGGCACGUUCGCGCCGUGGGACCCCGAGGGCGGCUGGGCGGCUGAGCUGGCCCGUGACCUCGAUUGCCCCACCGGGGGCUCGGCCCCGCUCGCCCGCCGCCUCGAGGACCUGCUGGUCACCCGCUGGGUGCUGGCGGCUCGUGCCAACCUGCCUGUGCCCCCCACGCUGGCCUUUGUCCUGGGGGCUCGGGGGGACCUGCCCGCCGAGCUGGAGGUGCCCGGGGUGAGGCUGGUGCGGCUGCAGGACCCCCAGGGCCAGGACAGCCUGGUGCAGGAGGAGGUGGGCGCCUUCCUGGGGGGCACCGCCAUGGAGCCCUACAGCCAGGUGGUGGUGCGGCCGGCGGGGUGGCGGUGGCGGGGGACGGGCACCCACAGCACCCACCGGAAGGAGGAGGGGGCGUCGGUGGUGCAGGCGGUGGGUGCCCAGCUCCGGGGGCUGACGGAGGAGGACAGCGUCCUGUUGGAGGCCAUGGUGCCCACCGCCCGCCUGCCCGUGCCCCCCCCCACCCCAGCCCCGCGGCUGCCCGUGGCCCUGCGCAUCUGCACCCUGCUCUGCAGGUCCUGGGGGGACCGGCCCCAGCUCUGCCAGGUGGCCUGCGCCGUGGGACGCGCGGACAGCCCGGUGCGUCACGGGGCGGCGCUGCCCCAGGGCCUGGACUCCAGCCUGCAGCAGUGGGGAGUGGUGGCCCCCAGCCAGCGCCAGGCGCUGGCCACGCAGCUCCGGGAGGCCGCCGAGGCCGCCAUGGCCGCCCUCCUGGCCGCCGAGGCCGAGCUGAGCCCGCAGCAGCGCGGCGGCACCCGCGCCCGCACUGACAUCCUGGGUGUGGACUUCUUGCUGGCGUGCGUGGAUGACGCCCUGGAGCUGGUGGCCCUGGCCACCAACAGCCAGCGGUGCCUGGAGACCUGCGUGCUGGCCGAGGCCAUGGGGCGCGCCGUGGGGGAGCCCGCCGGGGACCUGCCCCGGCUGCUGGCCGAGGCCAUGCUGCACCGGGCGCAGUGUCACCUGGUGGAGGGCAAGGACAUCCUGCUCAUCGGGGCCGGCGGCGUCAGCAAGAGCUUCGUGUGGGAGGCGGCUCGCGACUACGGGCUGAGGAUCCACCUGGUGGAGUCGGACCCGGACCACUUCGCGGCGGGGCUGGUCCAGACCUUCCUGCCCUACGACAGCCGGGAGCACCGACGGGACGAGGAGCACGCGGAGCGGGUGCUGGAGCUGGUGCGCUCCCGGGGGCUGCGGCCCCACGCCUGCCUCUCCUACUGGGACGACUGCGUGGUGCUGGCGGCGCUGGUGUGCCAGGGCCUGGGGCUGCGCGGCUGCUCGCCCGCCGCCGUCCGCGUGGCCAAGCAGAAGAGCCGGACCCACCAGCACCUGCAGCGCUGCCGCCGCGGCCGCCCGCCGCCCGCCGCCUUCGCCGUGCCCUGCCGCCGGCUGCAGAGCCACGGCGACGUGGAGCGGGCGGCGGGCGCCGUGCCCUUCCCGGCCGUGGCCAAGCUGGAGUUCGGGGCCGGAGCCGUCGGGGUGCGGCUGGUGGAGGACGCCGGGCAGUGCCACGCGCACGCGGCGAGGCUGUGGCGGGACCUGCGGGACGACGCCGACCACCCGGGCAUCGGGCUGGGCUGGGGCAACGCCAUGCUGCUCAUGGAGUACGUGCCGGGCACCGAGCACGACGUGGACCUGGUGGUCUUCGACGGGCGGCUCGUGGGCGCCUGGGUGUCGGACAACGGCCCCACGCGCGUCCCCGCGUUCCUGGAGACGGCGGCCUGCCUGCCCUCCUGCCUGCCCGCCGACCGGCAGGCGCAGCUCGUGCGGGCGGCCCUGCAGUGCUGCCGGGCGUGCGGGCUGCGCGACGGCGUCUUCAACGUGGAGCUCAAGCUGGGGCCGGGGGGCCCGCGGCUGCUCGAGAUCAACCCCCGCAUGGGGGGCUUCUACCUGCGCGACUGGAUCCGGGAGGUCUACGGCCCCGACCUGCUGCUGGCGGCGGUGCUGGUGGCGCUGGGGGUGCCGCCGGUGCUGCCCGCCCGCCCCGCGCCCCGCGCCCACCUGGCCGGGGUGAUGUGCCUGGGCUCGGAGCACGGCGCGGCGCUGGCGGGCGGCGGCGGGAUGGAGGCGCUGCGGGAGCUGCAGGGCCGGGGGCUCGUCCGCCUCAACCGGCUCUUCGAGGAGGUGGCGGGGGACGGCGAGUACGAGGAGCCGCUGCUGAGCGUGGCGUGCGACGGGGCGACGCGGGCGGAGGCUUGCGUGCGCCUGCUGGGGCUGUGCCAGGCGCUGGGCAUCGACUCCCCGAGAUACCCCGUGGAGCAUUUCUUGUCCCACUUCAAAUAGCGCCGGGCAGGCAGC